Aegilops tauschii subsp. strangulata is the source of this 579-nucleotide messenger RNA. The record is from RefSeq and is a predicted model, not a curated record. Lineage: Eukaryota; Viridiplantae; Streptophyta; Magnoliopsida; Poales; Poaceae.
AUGGCCUACCGCGGAGGCGGUGGCCGGGGCGCGCCGGCGGGAGGAGGGCGUGGGGCCACACGCUGGCCGCCUCCGCGCGCGUCUUCAGCGCCUCGCCCCGCCGCGACGGCGCCCGUGGUGGCCGACAACGCCACGGGGCCGCACCAGGGCGCCUACCAGCACGGCGUCGUCGUCCGCAACCCCGCGCCGGCGCCCUACGCCACCGUCCGCGCGCCUUCCCCGACGCCGGUCACCAUCCGCGCGCCCUCGCCCACGCCGGCCACCAUCCGCGCUCCUGCUCCGACGCCUUCGCCGGCCGCGGCCCGCGUCUCCGCCCCCGCUCCCGCUCCGCCGACCCCCGCGGCCGUCGCCAACGAGCUGGAGCACAAGAUCUUCAACACCGAGACCGUGCUGGCGCGUCCCGCCGCCGCGGCCGCGGCGACGCAGGAGGAGCAGGCCGAGGCGGACCUCGCGCCGGUGUCAGGUCUCGCCCACCCCGCGCGUCCCGGCGCCGGCACCAUCGGCAAGAAGGUGAUGAUCCGCGCCAACCACUUCCUCGUUAACGUCGCCGACAACAACCUCUUCCACUACGAUUGUUAG